Messenger RNA from Calliphora vicina (urban bluebottle blowfly), 645 nucleotides. Its product is annotated as dynein axonemal light chain 1. Gene Ontology annotation, biological process: outer dynein arm assembly. Bases 39 to 593 code for a protein of 184 amino acids. The record is from RefSeq and is a predicted model, not a curated record. Gene Ontology annotation, cellular component: cytoplasm. The transcript is spliced from 2 exons. Lineage: Eukaryota; Metazoa; Arthropoda; Insecta; Diptera; Calliphoridae. Gene Ontology annotation, molecular function: dynein heavy chain binding; alpha-tubulin binding.
UUAACUUCAUUUUGAAAAGCAAUACUUACGCAGAAACAAUGGCCAAACCAACAACUAUCAAAGAAGCUUUAACCAAAUGGGAAGAACGUACCCAACAAGAUGCGACCAAGGCCACUGAAAUUGGUUUACAACUACAAUUUCCGCCCAUAGAAAAAAUGGACAGUACAUUGGGAACAUUGACAGAAUGUAGAAAAUUAAGUUUGUCCACAAAUAUGAUAGAGAAAAUUACAGGAAUAGGAAGUCUGAAAAAUUUAAGAAUACUAUCAUUGGCCCGCAAUAACAUAAAAGCGCUUAAUGGCAUAGAACCUUUAGGUGAUACCUUGGAAGAAUUAUGGGUUAGUUACAAUGUAAUAGAAAAACUUAAGCCACUUGAGGUCAUGAAAGCUUUAAAGGUGUUUUAUGUGUCUAACAAUUCUAUUAAGGAUUGGUCUGAAUUCAAUAGAAUGGGUGUGCCACCAAAACUGGAAGAAAUAACAUUUAUGGGUAAUAUUUUGCAUGAAAAUAUGGAUGAAAGUGCUUUUCGCUCGGAAGCUAUAAGACGCUUGCCAAAUUUAAAGAAAUUAGAUGGCGAGCCGGUUAUAAGAGGAGAUUAAUUUUACUUUGUAUUAACGUUUUAUUUUAUUUUUUAAAUAAAAUUUAUUAUUU